Pleuronectes platessa (European plaice) is the source of this 1239-nucleotide messenger RNA. Its product is annotated as gonadotropin-releasing hormone II receptor. The coding region runs from base 106 to 1239 and encodes 377 amino acids. Gene Ontology annotation, cellular component: membrane. NCBI's taxonomy places the organism in Eukaryota, Metazoa, Chordata, Actinopteri, Pleuronectiformes, Pleuronectidae. The transcript is spliced from 4 exons. Gene Ontology annotation, molecular function: peptide binding; gonadotropin-releasing hormone receptor activity. The record is from RefSeq and is a predicted model, not a curated record. Gene Ontology annotation, biological process: G protein-coupled receptor signaling pathway.
GUGUGGCUGCUGUGAACAGGAUCGUGAACCGAUGUGGAUCAGACGCUUGUUGUGUUGGAGUGAAGAGAGAACAUGAGACUGUGACCUGAGGUGAGCACGUUCAGGAUGUCAGGUGACUGGUCCAUUCCGGGGGUGUCGUCCCUGUCUCCACCCAGCAGCCAUGUAGCCCCACCCCCUACCAACGUCUCUCAGCCCCACCCCCUCUCAGACUGGGACGCGCCCAGUUUCACUCGGGCUGCUCAGUUCCGUGUCGGCGCCACCUUGGUCCUCUUCCUGUUUGCGGCCUGCAGUAACCUGGCCCUAUUGGCCAGCGUGUGGCGUGGCCGGCGGCUGGCAUCUCACUUGCGUCCGCUGAUGCUGAGCCUAGCAUCGGCUGACCUGAUGAUGACGUUCGUGGUGAUGCCUCUGGACGCAGUUUGGAACCGGACGGUGCAGUGGUAUGGAGGAGACGUGCUCUGUAAACUCCUUUCCUUCCUUAAGUUGUUUGCCAUGCACGCGUCGGCCUUCAUCCUCGUUGUCAUCAGCCUCGACCGCCAGCACGCCAUCCUGCACCCGCUGGAAGCUCUGAGCGCUCACCGGAGGAAUCGGCGAAUGGUUCUGACGGCCUGGAGCCUCAGCCUGCUGCUCGCAUCACCGCAGCUCUUCAUCUUCAGGACCAUCAUGGUAGACGGUGAGGACUUCACUCAGUGUGCGUCUCACGGCAGCUUCAGUCGCCGGUGGCAGGAGACACUUUACAACAUGUUUCACUUCACCACGCUAUACGUGGUUCCCCUGCUGGUGAUGAGCUGCUGUUACAGCCGCAUCCUGCUGCACAUUCACCAGCAGCACAUGAGGGACAAAGCAGGGGACUCGUACCUGCGGCGCAGCGGCACUGACGUCAUCCCCAAAGCUCGGAUGAAGACUCUGAAGAUGACGCUGGUCAUCGUUCUGUCCUUCGUCGUGUGCUGGACGCCGUACUACCUGCUGGGGAUCUGGUAUUGGUUCCAGCCUGAAAUGCUGCGCGUCACUCCCGAGUAUAUCCACCACGCCCUCUUUGUAUUUGGGAACUUGAACACCUGCUGUGACCCCGUCAUCUACGGCUUCUACACGCCGUCCUUCAGGGCCGACCUCGCCGUCUGCUUCCGCCGGACAACGAGCGCUGCCGCUGCUUUGCCACGAUCUCCAGAGCGACUGUGUGCCAGACGACGUCCUCGCAGCAAGGAGCACGACACACCAGUGAACAACCACGCAGCCGCAUGA